AUGCUGGUUACUGAAACAUUUCACGGUUAUAUUGAAACAACACAGGACGUACUGCUGAUAUUCGAAGGAUGUCGACGUGGUUUACUUCCAAGAAUAUGUAGAAGGUUACAAGAAAAGGAACGAAAUAUGAUUCGAUCUGGCUCUAUAUUUGUAUUUGAUGAGCGAGAAUCUGGUAUCAAACGUUGGACAGAUGGUCGUGUUUGGUCUCCUUCACGCAUACUAGGAAAUUUUCUUAUUUACCGUGAAUUAGACAAAAAGAUACCAGGCGAUAAAAGACUUUCAGGUUCUUCGAAUGGAGGAAGAAGCUUUAGUGUGGAUGGGUCCAUCAUUGAUAAACACAAGGAAAGACAACUGGUGGGAUCACUCUCAGAUUCAUACAAGUUUAAAGAGGAUGGGCUGAUCAAAAAGACAAUGUCCAUUACAAUCAAUGGCGUAGCACAACAUCUAAUAUCAUAUUAUAACCCACAAGAAGUACUUGAAGAUAGAUUACGCUCACCCUCUUCCGUACCUGAACUUGCAAGCUUAGAGAUUUCACCAGAGUUGCUCGUCAAGCAAAAUUUCAGAAUCCCUCCCUUUGUUGAACCUACCUUUGACCAUCAACCCUACCGUAGUAUGUCGAUUGGAUCCCACAUCACUUCGUCUCCUAGCACCCCGAUGCUUCCCCAGCAUCGUCAGCCCUAUCAUCAACGGCAUUAUUCAGUCUCAUCCUUUAAUAUUCGUAGUUAUGAUGGUCAUCAUGACAACCCAAUUAUUCAAAUGAAUACUGCUAUAAAUACGACCAACGGUAGUAAUAGCAAUAGUAGUAACAGUAGCAUCAGUAGCAACCAUAACAAUGUAUAUGACCAACAAGCAUUAAUAGACAAUACAACUAAUAACAAUAGUAAUGAAAGACCAAACCUAGGACAGUUACUAAAUCCAAUACACCCUCUCCAUACCAACGAUCGUGAUUCGAUGGGAUUAAGUAGCUACGUACAGUCCCCUUUACAUGGCUCAAUGGAUAGUUUAAACAUAUUUCAAAACAGCUAUCAACAGGGACCACAUGAUAUCAGUUCCUUAAUAAAUAAUUUGAAAUAG
Rhizopus microsporus ATCC 52813 is the source of this 1074-nucleotide messenger RNA. RefSeq lists its product as uncharacterized. Gene Ontology annotation, molecular function: DNA binding. Bases 1 to 1074 code for a protein of 357 amino acids. Lineage: Eukaryota; Fungi; Mucoromycota; Mucoromycetes; Mucorales; Rhizopodaceae. The record is from RefSeq and is a predicted model, not a curated record. The transcript is spliced from 2 exons.